AUGUGGCGAGACCGGACGAACCUCUACAUCUCGUACCGGCAGUCAUACGCCCACCAUCCAAUCCAGCGCAACCGCUAUGGCCCUUCUACCACGAGCGACCGUUUUGGUGGGACAACCACAGGGGUGUUGUUCGCGGCGGACGACGACCGGCGGGGUCUCCUGUCUUCAGGCGCCUACGAUGUGGAUGAUGGCGACGCGGUGAUCGAGAUGGACCUGCUCCCGCCGCGCUGGGCCGACAUCUCGGAUGAGGUGACGGAGCUACUGGCCGAUAUCGCGAGCAAGAGCCAAAAGCUGGAACGGCUGCAUCAGAAACACGUUCUCCCGGGGUUCAACGAUGACGAGACUAAGAAAGCGGAGGAGGGUGAAAUCGAGCGGUUGACGCAGGAUAUUACGCGUGGGUUUCACGAGUGCCGACGGUGCAUCCAGCGAAUCGAACAGAUGGUGCGCGAGGGCAAGGCGAACGGCACGAUGAGCCGUGCCGAUGAGACGAUGGCGAAGAACGUCAAGGUCAACCUGGCGACUAGGGUUCAGGAGGCGAGCGCUGGGUUCCGCAAGAAGCAAAGCGCAUACCUCAAAAAACUCCGGGGUAUGGCUGGGCUAGCCAGUCCUAUUGAACGCACCGCCACUCCCUUAGUCGGCGGCAGCUACACAGAUCCAUCUCUCUUGGAAUCUGACGCCGACCGGACCUAUUCGCAGUCGGCGCUCCAAGCCCCCACUCAUCAAAAGCUCCUUGAGUCCAACGAUGUGGCCAUAUCGCAACGCGAACGGGAAAUUGAGGACAUAGCUCAGGGCAUCAUUGAGUUAGCAGAUCUUUUCCGCGACCUGCAGACGAUGGUUAUCGACCAGGGCACCAUGCUGGACCGGAUCGAUUACAAUGUGGAGUGCAUGGCUAGUGAUGUCAAAGAAGCUGAAAAGGAGCUCAAGACAGCGGAGGGUUACCAGAAGAAGACUACCAAGCGGAAGAUCAUUUUUCUUCUGCUCUUAAUAAUUGCGGCCAUGAUAAUACUGCUAAUCAUCAAGCCGAAAAAGAAGCACAUAGCUGCGGAAGACGAUAGUUAA
Molecule: messenger RNA, 1059 nt
Organism: Chaetomium strumarium
Lineage: Eukaryota; Fungi; Ascomycota; Sordariomycetes; Sordariales; Chaetomiaceae
Product: t-SNARE
Exons: 3
Coding region: 1-1059 (352 amino acids)
Biological process (GO): intracellular protein transport; vesicle-mediated transport; vesicle fusion
Cellular component (GO): membrane; SNARE complex; endomembrane system
Molecular function (GO): SNAP receptor activity; SNARE binding
Source: RefSeq, a predicted model, not a curated record